Messenger RNA from Dalotia coriaria, 4868 nucleotides. RefSeq names its product small conductance calcium-activated potassium channel (gene SK). The coding region runs from base 352 to 2850 and encodes 832 amino acids. The record is from RefSeq and is a predicted model, not a curated record. Gene Ontology annotation, biological process: potassium ion transmembrane transport. Lineage: Eukaryota; Metazoa; Arthropoda; Insecta; Coleoptera; Staphylinidae. Gene Ontology annotation, molecular function: calmodulin binding; small conductance calcium-activated potassium channel activity. The transcript is spliced from 14 exons. Gene Ontology annotation, cellular component: neuronal cell body; neuron projection; plasma membrane.
GCCCACGGCCGCACCGUCGUCGUCGUUCACGUCGCGCCGCCGCUGCCGCCGCCGCCACGCACGGAAAGCAGCGCCGCCGGCUGUGCUCCACUCUCAAUUCUCACGUUCCGAAACGCGCGUCGUGUGUUAUUCUCACCUCAACCAUCAUUAUUUCUAAUCGUAGCGCGCGAUUGCAUCAACCGCCUCUCUUGGUGCGCGCGUCUUUGGUUAUGUACGCGUUCGCAGUGCCUCCAUUAAAAAUCGUCGCUUCGAGUGCAUCGUGCUUGUGCAGGCAAGGCAUCCGCUAAUUCUACAAUGUGCGGAGAGUCAGGCAGACGAUAGAAGAGGGAGGGGGGCGCACGCCGUAAAGAUAUGAGUAGUCAGGACGAGACCGCCAGCCUGCUUGUAGGACCGCCGCUGACGAGCUCCCCAUCGCCCUCGAACUGCUCCAAACCGGUGCUUAUGCGACAGGAAUGCACCACCUUUCUCGUCUCCAGCCCCCAUCCGCAACUCUCCGUCUUCUCCGACAGCGAUGAGGAGGGAUCUGUGUGCCUCGAGGAGAACAGCACCCGGUCCGUGCCGGACAUAGAGCUGCACUGCAGGCUAGAUCCGAAAGGAUGCAAACAGAGCCUGCCGGCGAACCAUCCGACGCGCAACCGCAGCUCGUCGAAUGCGUUCCAGCUCGGCUCGCACUCGUCGCCGAGGGGCCUGCUGGAGCGGCGCACGUCGUCGCAGGCGCCGGCGGCGUCGCUAAAAAUCAUGCGCUCGGUGUCUAGGGAAUCGUUACGCUCGCCACAUCAUUGUACAUGCCCAUGUCUAAACGCUCCGGUGUGCAGUUGUUGCCCGGCGGGCGGGACGCCAGCAGGCGCGCGCAUAAUCCGUCAAAGUUCGCAGCCGGAGGCUGCAACCAACAACGCGUGCUGCUGCUGCGCGAGCGCCGCCUGCACCCAUGGCGUAACAGGGGGCGGGGCAGCGGGCGGCGCCGCCGGUGGCUCCACCUCGCUGCGUCAACUGCGCGGAGACCAUUCGGAUGGCGGGAUCGCCGGCAUCGCGGCCGACUCGCUGCGGAUCAACGGCGCCUUUCGGACACUCCGACAGGGCUCGGGACUGCUGAUGUCCUCGCAGACGAUGUCGCAGGCGCGCCGCGCCCGCCUGAAGCGCGCCCUCACGGAGGUCACCAGCGACACCGUGUGCUAUUUGCGGAAGCCAGCCUCCACGUUAUCCAUCCCUGGCGCAAUGAAGAACUCCAAUCGUGAUUCGAGUGGCGCUCGCGUUGGUCAAGAGGAACCCGGUGUUGCAUUGGUCGGGCACGUAGACUACCCAAGAUACAUGGAGGAACGAACGCUGGGCGGCAGUGUGUACAAGUCGGGGUCGUCGGGCAGCCUUAAGCACAAGCCCAAUGUGGGUUAUCGCCUUGGCAGGCGUAAGGCCCUCUUUGAGAAGCGCAAACGUAUUAGUGAUUAUGCGCUGGUUAUGGGCAUGUUCGGGAUCAUCGUGAUGGUCAUCGAGAAUGAGCUCUCCAGUGCUGGUGUUUAUCGCAAGACGUGCCUCAUUUUGCAGGAGGAAUUCUACUCAAUCGCGCUCAAAACUCUGAUAUCCGUAUCGACUGUGAUUCUCUUGGGCCUAAUCGUGGCCUAUCACGCUUUAGAAGUGCAACUUUUCAUGAUAGACAAUUGCGCUGACGAUUGGCGCAUAGCAAUGACCUGGCAGAGGAUCAGCCAGAUCUCGAUGGAGUUACUGAUUUGUGCUGUACACCCAAUUCCGGGACACUACAAGUUCGUGUGGACAACGCGAUUAGCAAACAAAAGCGGUGGGACCGGUGUGAAAUGUGUGCCCUAUGAUGUCCCGCUAUCGCUACCGAUGUUUCUGAGGUUAUAUCUCAUCUGUCGAGUGAUGCUGUUGCACAGUAAGCUGUUCACGGAUGCCUCGUCGAGGAGUAUUGGUGCUUUGAACCGCAUCAAUUUCAAUACCCGCUUUGUGCUCAAGACCCUAAUGACCAUCUGUCCGGGGACUGUCCUAUUGGUGUUUAUGGUCUCCCUGUGGAUCAUUGCCAGUUGGACUCUUAGACAAUGUGAAAGGUUUCAUGAUGAGGAGCAUGCGAAUUUAUUGAAUGCAAUGUGGUUGAUCGCUAUAACCUUCCUAAGUGUGGGUUUCGGAGACAUUGUCCCGAAUACUUAUUGUGGAAGGGGUAUAGCAGUUAGUACUGGUAUAAUGGGUGCCGGAUGUACAGCACUGCUGGUGGCGGUGGUCUCCCGCAAACUGGAGCUCACCAGAGCAGAGAAACACGUCCAUAACUUUAUGAUGGACACGCAGCUCACAAAGCGGUUGAAAAACGCUGCGGCGAAUGUGUUGCGGGAAACCUGGCUGAUAUACAAGCACACAAGGCUAGUGAAACGUGUGAAUCCCGGACGUGUACGCACUCAUCAAAGGAAAUUCCUACUUGCCAUCUAUGCAUUACGAAAAGUAAAGAUGGAUCAACGGAAGUUGAUGGACAAUGCAAACACCAUCACCGACAUGGCAAAGACACAAAACACUGUGUAUGAAAUAGUGUCGGAUAUGAGUUCACGCCAGGACAGCCUCGAUGAACACCUCGGCACACUCGAGGAUAAACUGGUGGCGCUGCAGGAGCAGCUGGAGUUGCUGCCCGAUUUGAUCGCGAAUCGAAUACAGGCGCAUGCGGAGAAGAUGGAGCAGCGGCGCAACUUCCUGCAUCCGGAGUCGGCGGCGGGGCUGCAGGCGGCGCGCAGUGUGCCGCCGGCAUGCCCAUGGCCAACGGGACCCGCCCUCCCGCUGCCGGCGCCCACGCCUCCGCAACUCCUCGGGGCCACGCCCAAGCCGCUGCCGACCAUUCCCGCAUCGGGGCAGAGCUGAUUCUCGACGGAUGCGCUGAAUAUCUAAGCGACGCCGAAUACCUGAUAUAACCACACAACCGGAAACCGGAAACAAAGACUAGAAAAUUAAACUAAACGUGAAACAAAAACUAAAAAGUGAAAAAUUCAAAUUUUGACCCAAAAGGAUAACCGGAAGUAACUAAAACAUAUAAAAACAUAAAAACGGACAUUUGAGAUGAUGUAAUUUAGAUUUUAACGCUAGCGAACUUCAUUGUAACAAUAUGCCUUAUAGAAUUAUUGAUUAUUGAUCAUACAGGCCUGAUAAUUCUUCUAUAAUGAUUAACGAUAACGAUAAUUAGAGUUUUACGUGGAAUAUUACUCAAAUACGCGGGCUACAGUGUGAAAAUCGGCUAUAACGUAGACACAAGAUGGCGGCCUUGAUGCGUGACAGGUUCUCGACCAAUACAACUACUUGCUUCAUCCAUCAUUUGCUCAAAACACUCAAUUUUGACAUCUACAACAUUUUAAGGUUAUGUUGUCACACAACCAAGGUCGCCACGGCAAACAAAAUGAAGAGUUGAAUGAAUAUUUUUUGAAAUUAAACUCUAGGGUAACAAAUCUAAUAAAAUUAAACAUUAAACUCAAAACAUUCUUCACUAUUAACUAAAAAUAAACUAAAAACUUAACGAGUAGUAAAAGGGUUGUAAAAAGUAAUCAGUUAAACACCACUCAUUAACUAAAUAGAUUAACUAAAUAAUUAAAUAAAAUACAUACUAAAAUCCUUAUUGAUUUUGAGGUUAUCUUAGGAAUUGAAAUAUCUCACCCAGAUGGCGGUCGUGCUAUGAAAGUUGCCUAACGCCUCACAAACAACUCGUAUCUCUACAAUAUGAUAAAUACAUACAAUUUAAACGUUUACUAAACAUAUUUUAAAGAAUAUUAUAAAACUUUCUUAAGAAGAUUUAAUAGGUACGAUGACAGUUUACGAAAUAUGUUUGAAAUAUGAAAGUAUUAAUCGAUGCCAAAGACGUCACAAUCUUGUCGAACGAGCAUUCUAUCGAGCAUUACUCACUCUCAUUGUAAAUACAUUUUAAUCUUUAUGAUAACAUCAACAUCAACACAAUAUACACACGCAACCCAACACACACACACAUACACACGUAAUUGUGUUAGUUUCACAACCGUACGAAUUUAAUAAGGAUCAUCAGUUUAUAAUCAAAAUUUAAACGAGGUUAAAUGAGGUUAUGUGGGGUAAACAUUGAUAAUAUUGUAGAAAUUACGCUCGAAUUGAACAUUUUAAACACUUUGAUGAAAAUUUAAGACAUUUUUGGGAGAUAGUUUCCGAUUAGGUUCCGAUUUUUCGUGUAGACAAACAAAUCGGAUAGGAAAUUGUAAUAAAAUCGGAGUAGACGCUUAAAAAACCAUUUUUUUUGUGAAUAGACAAAGUUAUGUUUCCAUUUGAUGAUUAUGCAACCAAUUAUACAUAUUUUAUUUUAUUUCAUUGAGAAACUUUGUCUAAACAGUUUAAAAUUGAGAAAAAACGUAGAAAAUGAUAAACUACUUUUGAGUAUAUUCGUAAAAAUAGUUCCAUAACCUAAAAAACUAACCUAUAUAGUUUUCGUUUCCCUCUACGAUUGUUGAAUGCGACGUGUGAUUAAAUUAAAUGAAAGCAAAGAAGAAAAACCAAUGCGCUCCUAGGAUAUACUGUUUACUCUGUACUUGUACUGUAUAGAUGCUGUUUUAUGCGGGGUGUUCCUAUAGAAUUCGCAUUCGAGCCGCUGACAUAACCUAAAACUUUAAUACAUGUACCAUGGCAGAAAUGGCAGCCAUUUUGUUCUCGCCUGUUACGGAAAACUGUCAAACACCAAAACUUUAAUAUUGCCUGUAAUAACAAAUUGUAAACGUACUCAUCCUUCACUCACCACGUUUCACCUUUUUCACAUCGGCACACUUUGAUUCGUAGAAAGGUUUUCGUUUCGUUGAUGUCGCGGUGGGAUUCUGUAUAAUUAUGUUAGGUGUGGCACUUGUGAGGGCAGGUGAUAAAAGAUAAGCAUGAAACAA